Molecule: messenger RNA, 1489 nt
Organism: Oncorhynchus mykiss (rainbow trout)
Lineage: Eukaryota; Metazoa; Chordata; Actinopteri; Salmoniformes; Salmonidae
Source: RefSeq, a predicted model, not a curated record
GGAAACCGGAAGCUCAAAUGUAGGUUUCGUGCGUGAUAAGCCCGAAACUGAGGUGUCUCAAAGACAGAAAUACCUGUAUAUUUCUUACAAAGUAGGCAAGAUAACUUCUCGGGACAGACUCUAGUCAUAUAUUACUAUUCACCUUUGGUGGUUGGUCGUUAAUAGGACAAAAUGGGUUGCUGGUUUUCCAAAAAAUCUAAAAGAAAAUCACCCGAAAAAGAACCUACGACGACGGUAGAAGAGAACACGACCAGCAACAACAUUGCCCUCAGCAGCAAUGCAACUGAGGAUCCACCUAAACAAUACAGCUGGGACAAACGUGAAAAGGUUGACCCGAAGGACUUCAUGCUAACGGGGCUGAAGGAUGCCACGGUGGGCCGUCUGCCAGGCAAGCUGAACGGACAGCAGUUUGUCAUCCAGGACUGUGACAACUGUAAGAUCUUCGUGUUGGACCACUCCGCCACCAUCACCAUCGACGACUGCACUAACUGCUGUAUCGUUAUGGGGCCAGUGAAGGGCAGUGUGUUCUUCAGGGACUGUAAGGACAUCAAGUGUGUGGUGGCCUGCCAGCAGUUCAGGACCAGGGACUGUAAGAAGAUGGAGGUGUUCCUGUGUUGCGCCACUCAGCCCAUCAUCGAGGCGUCCACAGGGAUGAAGUUCGGCUGCUUCCAGUACUACUACCCCGAGCUGGCCUUCCACUUCAAGGACGCAGGCCUCAGCAUCUUCAACAACAACUGGAGCAACGUCCAUGACUUCACGCCUGUCUCAGGGGAGACCAACUGGAGCCUGCUGCCUGAGGACACUGUGGUGUUGGACCAUGUUCCAGCCCCUGACCCGGAGUCAGAGUUUAAAUCAGUCCGGAUCUCAGCUGAGGCAUCCCGCAGCAUUGUGCCUAUGACCAAAGGAGGCAGGCGCAAGGAGAGUGACGAGUCCUGUCUGUUUGUGUUCUUCUCUGGGGAGUACACCACUGCUAACGCCCGGAAACUCAUUGAUGAGGCCUCUGGGAAAGGGUUUGUGCUGAUCCAGACUAAGGAAGUGUCCAUGCGCCCAGAGGAUGUCAGCAGAGUGUUCCAGAACAAUGCAGAGGGACUCCUGGAGUGGAUCACCAACGGCCCAGUGACAGCUCUGGAGUUGAAUGGGGACGGGGUAGUGGAGGCCUGCAAGAGCAUGGCCAGUGACAUGUUCAGUGGAACCAAGGUGUUUGUUUCAGACAACAGAAAUACUUCCUCUCGAGAUGUGGACAACUUCUUCAACUUUGCUGACAUGCAGAUGGGCUUGUGAUUGAGUCACUGUAUGACAAUCAAAACUACACCACUGAUACACUUUUGUAUAUUAACACUGGAUAUACCGGUAGGUAGGAGAGAGGACAGGUUGAUCAACAUAGUGAAUGUAGGUAGGAGAGAGGACAGGUUGAUCAACAUAGUGAAUGUAGGUAGCAGAGAGGACAGGUUGAUCAACAUAGUGAAUGUAGGUAGGAGAGAGGACAGGU